AUGGCCAGUCAAAGAAUCCUGGAUGCAGUUGAUUUGAUCAAUAAUCUUUUGAAGACAUUACCGAUGCACCCGAAAACCAUGAGAUGCCAUGGAUUGUUUAUUCCCAGAGAAAUGGUUGGAAGCUUAAGAAAAAAGGCAUUAGAGAACACGCUUCCUAUCCUAGAAAGGAUUAUAGACGACAUCAGAUCUACACAGGAGAAGCAUCGAAGGAUAGAUUCUAACGAGAUAUGCAAUAGAAGGGAAUUUGCAACAAACCAGCUCCGCAAACUGAGACUUUCCAUGGAAAAUGAAUUUGAAGAAAAUAGAGUCAAUGAAAUCAAGAGCCUGCUAAGUGAGAUUGAGUACUACGAGAAAAUUGGAGUGAGACUUAUAGACAAGGUAAGCAUUGGAAAAGAGGUAGCCCUAAACAUAUUCAGAACAUUAUCCCAUAGUAGGGAAGGGCCUACAGACCCAUACAUAGGUGAAUAUCUAAAGAAAAGAGUUAGUUUCUCUCAUGAAUUCCCAUCGGACAUCGAAGUCUCAUCCUUGAAAGCAAUGCUAAGGUUCCUACAAGAGAACAUGGAUUGCAAAUGA
Molecule: messenger RNA, 573 nt
Organism: Encephalitozoon romaleae SJ-2008
Lineage: Eukaryota; Fungi; Microsporidia; Unikaryonidae
Exons: 1
Coding region: 1-573 (190 amino acids)
Source: RefSeq, a predicted model, not a curated record